UUAACGGCUCCUGAUUGGCUGUUUUCGGACUGUCGGCAAAGAAGCAUCUGCGGCUCGCGCCGUGCCAGCUGUCCUCGAGCACUCGGCUGGUGCUGGGCAACGGUGAGAGCGGCUCCAGAGGAGGAGGAUCUGGGAAUCUGUUAAAAAAAGGGACUAUGGCUGCCAACAUGGGGUCGAUGCGUAUCCUCAUCAAGGGAGGGAAGGUGGUCAACGAUGACUUCACCCAGGAAGCAGAUGUUUACAUUGAGAAUGGCAUCAUUCAGCAGGUUGGAAAGGAACUGAUGAUACCUGGUGGAGCUAAGGUGAUUGACGCAUCUGGAAAGCUGGUGUUGCCGGGCGGAAUAGACACCUGUGUACAUCUACAGGAUACUUUCAUGAACGGCAACAUUCAGGAUGACUUCUACAGUGGGACCAAGGCGGCUCUGAUGGGUGGUACCACCAUGGUAAUGGGUCUGGUCCUGCCUGAACAACACUGCUCCCUGCUGGACGCCUACGAGAAGUGCAGAGCUCUGGCUGAUGCCAAGGCAUGCUGCGACUACGCUCUGCAUGUCGGGGUGACUUGGUGGGGACCGAAGGUGCGUAACGAGAUGGAGACCCUGGUAAGGGAGCAUGGAGUAAACUCUUUCCAGAUGUUCAUGGCCUACAAAGAUAUGAUGAUGCUGCGAGACUCAGAGCUCUACCAGACGCUGCAGACCUGUAAGGACAUCGGGGCCAUCGCUCGCGUCCACGCUGAGAAUGGAGAGCUGGUGGCAGAGAGUGCCAAAGAGGCUCUGGAUUUGGGCAUCAGUGGACCGGAGGGUAUUGAGAUUAGUCGACCAGAGGAGCUGGAGUCUGAGGCUACUCACAGAGCUGUCACCAUUGCCAACAGGGCUCGCUGCCCAAUCUACCUGGUGAAUGUGUCCAGUAUGUCUGCUGGAGACAUGAUUGCUGCUGCUAAGAUGCAAGGUAAGGUGGUCCAUGCAGAGACCACGGUAGCUCAUGCGGUGCUGAAUGGGAUGCAGUAUUACCACCAGGACUGGGCUCACGCUGCUGCCCACGUCGUUGUCCCUCCCCUGCGCCUUGACCCCAACACACCCAGUUACCUCAUGGGCCUGCUGGGCAAUGACACUCUGAGUGUUGUGGCAUCAGAGCACCGUCCAUUUAACAUCAAGCAGAGGGCUUUAGGCAAGGAGGACUUCACAAAGAUUCCUCAUGGAGUGGCAGGAGUCCAGGACAGGAUGAGUGUUAUUUGGGAGAGGGGAGUGGUUACAGGAAAAAUGGAUGAGAAUCGUUUUGUGGCAGUGACGAGCUCUAACGCUGCAAAGAUCUACAACCUGUACCCACGCAAGGGUCGUAUUAUCCCCGGGGCUGACGCCGAUGUGGUGGUCUGGGACCCAGAUGCAACAAGGACGAUCUCUGUGAGCACUCAGGUGCAAGGCGGAGACUUCAACCUGUACGAGGGAGUGCGCUGCCACGGCGUUCCCCUGGUCGCCAUCAGCCGAGGACGUUUGGUGUGUGAGAACGGUGUGUUUAUGUGUGCUGAGGGCUCCGGAAAGUUCUACCCGCAGCGCACCUUCCCCGACUACCUCUACAAGAAGAUGGUGCAGAGAGAAAAGACUCAGGCUUAUAAGGGGGUUGCCAGGGAUCCCUACUCUGGUGAUGUGGCUAAGGUGGCAAACACUAUGAAGAAGGAGCUUGGUUUGGGCCCCAUAGACGGAGAGUCUCCCAACAAAGCCUGUCUUCGGGUGCACCAGGGAGUCCGAGACCUCCACGAGUCCUCCUUUAGCCUCUCAGGAUCUCAGGUUGAUGACCACAUCCCGAAGAGGUCCUCGGCUCGGAUUCUGGCCCCUCCUGGCGGUCGCUCCAGCGGUAUCUGGUAAUCACUGGUGCUGGAGCUUCAUCCGUCCGACCCUCCUUGUUUUGUAUAAUUCUGAGCAACCAGGAAAACUGCACUGAUUUUCAAUCACAGGAUUAAGAGGGAACAAUAAAUUCAAGCAUGUGUCUGUGAUCGGUGAAGACCUAACUGACGAUCAGUGAUCUGCCAAAGUGACUUUUGUAAAAAUCUAAUUUGUGUCUUAAUUGGAGUGACUGACCUGAUUAAUUCCACGAGAGUGAAGGACUGUCUUUGAAUUUAAAAUGUUUUGCCAAAUUCAAGCUGAUCAUACUAGCACUGACAAAGUCUACUCAUUAUCACCCUGCUCGUAUCCCGCGAAGAAACACAAACUUAACCAACUGUGAAAGAUCAAAACCAGUACAGUUUUUGAUGGUUUGAACUGGUGAUGUUGACUGAAUUAUUUAAAAAAACAGUAGAAUCAGUGAUAUAUCUAUUAUACCCCUGUCACACACACAAACAUACAGUACACUGUAGACACAAUAGCUUUAGACUCAUUUGAGGAUGUGUGUGGAUUCUGUUUGUGAUUAAACACCCACUGUGCUUGGCUUCCUGCUGCACCGUGGGUUCCUCCACUG
Messenger RNA from Micropterus dolomieu (smallmouth bass), 2448 nucleotides. RefSeq names its product dihydropyrimidinase-related protein 5-like. NCBI's taxonomy places the organism in Eukaryota, Metazoa, Chordata, Actinopteri, Centrarchiformes, Centrarchidae. Gene Ontology annotation, molecular function: hydrolase activity, acting on carbon-nitrogen (but not peptide) bonds, in cyclic amides. The transcript is spliced from 14 exons. Gene Ontology annotation, cellular component: cytoplasm; cytosol. The record is from RefSeq and is a predicted model, not a curated record. The coding region runs from base 156 to 1859 and encodes 567 amino acids.